AUGUCCAAGGUUCUUGUCAUGACACAGGGCCCCCCUCAUCCCAUUUCUCAUCCCCAGAAGCUCAUGGAACAGGGACCAUCAUUCUUCCUCGCCAAUUGGCUGGCCAAAGUCAUGGCAUCCUGGGAGUUAAGCGUGGGAAGCUGGCAGGCUUCCCAUGUGGCACGGGCAGCAAAGGCAUGCCAGAAGAGGCUGCUGUCUCCUCCUUUCCGGCCUGGUCAGGAUCUGGCACUGAAGAGGAUUGCUAUAAACUUUGUUAAAACCAGCAGAACAGGGGCCUUCGUGGUGGCACUAGUGGGGACCCAUGGGCUGAGAGCAUAUGAUGGCUUAUCCCUUCCCGAAGAUGCAGAGACAGUCUCAGCGGGUCGAGCCGGCUGGAACUAUUCUGACCCUUCAGAUGAUGAGGACUUGCUUGCAGAUGAGGCAGAAGCCUCUGGAGAUGAACUGGGCAGCGGGGAUGUGGGCAGCGGGGACUUGCAGCUGGUUUAUUUCCGGGCCUUGGUAAAUUUCACACACUCCAUCCACUACAGCCCUCGGCUGGAAGAUGCCACCUCCCAGGAGUUCCUAGAGGUGUCGGAGGCUGUAGUAGACCAGCUGGAGUCGGAGUACCUGAAGAUUCCUGGAGACCAGGUCGUCAACGUGGUGUUCAUCAAGGAACUGGAUGGCUGGAUCUUUUUGGAGCUGGAUGUGGGCUCUGAAGGGAACUCAGAUGGGGCUCAGAUCCAGGAGGUGCUUCAGACACUUGUCUCCAGAGGUUCCAUCGCUUCCUACACCACCUCUCUUCAAGGAUUCCAGUUCCGACGCCUGGGCUCAGUGCCCCAGUACCCGAGAGUCUGCACUGAGGCUGAGUUUGCCUGCCGCAGCCACAAUGAAUGUGUGGCUCUGGAGUACCGCUGUGACCGUAGGCCUGACUGCAGGGACAUGUCUGACGAGCUUGAUUGUGAGGAGCCAACCCUAGAGCUCAGCCCCACACCACCCCUUCUUGUGGCAACAUCACUGCUGCCCCCCCAGCCAGAAACAACCUCUACACCAUGGGUGUCCGUCAGCCCCACUCCGCAGCAUCUGUUCCCAGGGUCUUUUGUGCCUCUGCCAUGUGGGGCCCAUGAGGCUGCCUGCCACAGUGGACACUGCAUCCCCAAGGAUUACGUGUGUGAUGGGCAGGAAGAUUGCAGAGAUGGCAGCGACGAGCUGGACUGCGGCCCCUCUCCACCCUGUGAGCCCAACGAGUUCGCCUGUGGCAAUGGGCAUUGUGCCCUCAAGCUGUGGCACUGUGAUGGUGACUUUGACUGUGACGACCACACCGACGAGGCUGAUUGCCCUGCCAAGCGCCCGGAGGAUGUGUGUGGGCCCACACAGUUCCGCUGCGUGUCUACCAGCACGUGCAUCCCAGCCAGCUUCCACUGUGAUGAGGAAAGUGACUGUCCGGACCGCAGUGAUGAGAUUGGCUGCAUGCCACCGCAGGUGGUGACCCCUCCACAGGAGUCCAUUCAGGUUUCCCGGGGCCAGACAGUGACCUUCACCUGUGUGGCCAUUGGUGUCCCCACCCCCAUCAUCAACUGGCGACUCAACUGGGGUCACAUCCCCUUACACCCCAGGGUGACGGUGACCAGUGAGGGAGGCCGUGGCACUCUGACCAUCCGGGACGUGAAGGAGUCUGACCAGGGAGCCUACACCUGUGAGGCCAUGAAUGCUCGCGGCAUGGUGUUUGGCAUUCCUGAUGGGGUGCUGGAGCUCAUUCCUCAGAGAGGGCCCUGCCCCGAUGGGCAUUUCUACCUGGAGGACAGUGCCUCCUGCCUGCCCUGCUUUUGCUUCGGUGUCACCAACCUGUGCCAGAGCAGCCGCCGCUUCCGAGAACAGAUCCGGCUGCGCUUUGAUCAGCCUGAUGACUUCAAGGGCGUGAAUGUGACGAUGCCCAUGCAGUCCGGCACGCCCCCGCUCUCCUCCACCCAGCUGCAGAUUGACCCUGUCAGGCAGGAGUUCCAGCUGGUCGACCUAUCCCGCCGAUUCCUGGUCCAUGACUCCUUCUGGGCUCUACCUGAGCAAUUCCUGGGCAAUAAGGUGGACUCCUAUGGUGGCUUCCUGCACUAUAAGGUGCGCUAUGAGUUGGCACGUGGUGCCCUGGAACCAGUGCAGCGGCCAGAUGUGGUACUCGUGGGUGCUGGCCAUCGCCUUCUCUCCCGUGGCCACACACCCACUCAGCCCGGCACUCUGAACCAGCGCCAGGUCCAGUUCUCUGAGGAGCACUGGGUACAUGAGUCCAACCGGCCAGUGCAGCGGGCAGAGAUGAUGCAGGUACUGCAGCGCCUGGAGGCAGUGCUCAUCCAGACUGUGUACAAUGCUAAGAUGGCCAGUGUGGGACUGAGUGACAUUGCCAUGGACACCACCGUCACCUAUGCCACCAGCCAUGGCCGUGCCCACAGCGUGGAGGAAUGCAGAUGCCCCAUUGGCUAUUCAGGCCUAUCUUGUGAGAGCUGUGAUGCCCACUUCACCCGGGUGCCUGGAGGGCCCUAUCUGGGUACCUGCUCUGGCUGUAACUGCCAUGGGCAUGCUAGUUCCUGUGACCCUGUGUAUGGCCACUGCCUGAACUGCCAGCACAACACCGAGGGACCACAGUGCAACAAAUGCAAGGCUGGCUUCUUCGGGGACGCCACUAAGGCCACAGCCACUGCCUGCCGGCCCUGCCCUUGCCCCUACAUCGAUGCCUCCCGCAGGUUCUCAGACACCUGCUUCCUGGACACAGAUGGCCAAGCCACCUGUGAUGCAUGUGCUCCCGGCUACACAGGCCGCCGCUGUGAAAGCUGUGCCCCUGGCUAUGAGGGCAACCCUAUCCAACCAGAUGGCAAGUGCAAGCCCAGCAACCAGGAGAUUGUUCGCUGUGACGAGCGAGGCAGCACAGGGACACCUGGGCAGGCCUGCCGCUGUAAGAACAACGUUGUGGGACGCCUGUGCAAUGAGUGUGCCGCCGGCUCCUUCCACCUGAGCACUCACAACCCGGAUGGCUGCCUCAAGUGCUUCUGCAUGGGUGUUAGCCGCCAGUGCACCAGUUCCUCCUGGAGCCGUGCCCAGGUGCUUGGGGCCUCGGAGCAGCCCACUGAGUUCAGCCUGACCAACACCGCCGGCACUCACAGCACCAGCGAGGGUAUCUCAUCCCCUGUGCAGGGAGAGUUAGUCUUCUCCUCCUUCCAUGCCCUCUGGCCCGAAUCCUACUUCUGGAGUCUCCCUUCACGUUUCCGGGGAGACAAGGUGACCUCCUAUGGAGGGGAGCUGCGCUUCACGGUGACGCAGCGCCCCCAGCGUGGCUCUGCAACCCUGCCCAAACAGCCGCUGGUGGUCCUGCAGGGCAAUGGCAUAGUCCUGGAGCACCGCACUUCCAAGGAGCCCAUUCCUGGCCAGCCCAGCACUUUCGCCGUGCCCUUCCGGGAGCAAGCAUGGCAGCGGCCUGAUGGACAGCCAGCCACAAGGGAGCACCUGCUGAUGGCACUGGCAGGCAUCGACAGCCUCCUGAUCCAGGCUUCCUUUACCCAGAAGCCAGCUGAGACCAGGAUCUCUGGCAUCAGCAUGGAUGUGGCCGUUCCAGAGGACACGGGCCAGGACCCCGCGCUGGAGGUGGAACAGUGUGACUGUCCAUCUGGGUACCGUGGCCCCUCCUGCCAGGACUGUGACACAGGAUACACGCGCAUGCCUAGCGGCCUCUACCUGGGCACCUGCGAACGCUGUGGUUGCCAUGGUCACGCCGACACCUGUGAGCCUGAGACUGGUGCCUGCCAGGGCUGCCAACACCACACAGAGGGCCCUCGGUGUGAACAGUGUCAACCUGGGUACUACGGGGACGCCCAGCGGGGGACGCCACAGGACUGCCAGCCAUGUCCGUGUUAUGGAACCCCUGCCACUGGCCAGGCCACGCAUACUUGCUUCUUGGAUACCGAUGGCUAUGCCACCUGUGAUGCCUGCUCCCCUGGCCAUAGUGGACGUCACUGUGAGAGAUGUGCACCCGGAUACUACGGCAACCCCAGCCAGGGCCAGCCAUGCAGGAGAGAUUCUGGGCAGUUGCCACAGCCCAUCGAGUGUAGCUGCGACCCCCGGGGCAGUACCAGUAGCCACUGUGACCCUGCUGGCCAGUGCCAGUGCAAGGCCCAGGUGGAGGGCCUCAACUGCAAUCACUGUCGGCCCCACCAUUUCCACUUGAGUGCCAGCAACUCAGAGGGUUGCCUACCCUGCUUCUGCAUGGGAGUCACCCAGCAGUGCACCAGCUCCUCCUACAGCCGCCACCUGAUCUCUACCCACUUUGCUCCUGGAGACUUCCAAGGCUUUUCUCUAGUGAACCCACAGCGGAGCAGCCGCGUGACCGAGGGCUUCAGCGUUCAGCCUACACCCGAGGGGGCCCAGCUCUCUUUCAACAACUUUGCCCAGCUUGGCCAUGAGUCCUUCUACUGGCAGCUGCCGGAGACAUACCAAGGAGACAAGGUGGGGGCCUAUGGCGGAAAGCUGCGAUAUACCCUUUCCUACAGAGCCGGGCCCCAGGGCAGUCCCCUCUCUGACCCGGACGUCCAGAUCACGGGCAACAACAUCAUGCUCGUGGCAUCUCAGCCAGCACUGCAGGGCCCAGAGAAGAAGAGCUACGAGAUCGCAUUCCGCGAGGAAUUCUGGCGCCGGACCGACGGGCAGCCAGCCACGAGGGAGCACCUGCUGAUGGCGCUGGCCGACCUGGAUGAGCUCCUGGUGCGGGCCACGUUCUCCUCGGUGCCAUUGCAGGCCAGCAUUAGCGGAGUCAGCCUGGAGGUGGCUCAGCCUGGGCCACUGGUGGGAGCCCAGGCGCUGGAGGUGGAGCAGUGUCGGUGCCCCCCAGGCUACGAGGGCCUGUCCUGCCAGGACUGUGCCCCAGGCUACACACGCACUGGGAGUGGACUCUACCUCGGCCACUGUGAGCUGUGUGAAUGCAAUGGCCACUCAGACCUGUGCCACCCAGAGACGGGGGCCUGCUCGCAAUGCCUUCACAGUGCCACUGGGGAGUUCUGUGAACAGUGUGCUCCCGGCUACUAUGGCGAUGCCACCGCUGGAACACCAGAGGACUGCCAGCCCUGUGCCUGCCCACUCACCAACCCAGAGAACAUGUUCUCCCGGACGUGUGAGAGCCUGGGCACCGGUGGAUACCGCUGCACAGCUUGCGAGGCUGGCUACACUGGCCAGUACUGUGAGCAGUGUGCCCCUGGCUAUGUGGGCAACCCCAAUGUCCGGGGUGGCCGGUGUGUGCCACAGGCUGGCCAAGCCUUGCUAGUAGUCCAGAUCCAUCCUGCUCGGAGCAUUGUGACCCAAGGUGGUUCCCACACUCUGCGCUGCCAGGUGACUGGGAACCUGCCCCACUACUUCUACUGGUCCCGUGAGGACGGGCGGCCCCUAUCCAGCAGAACACAGCAGCGCCAUCAAGGUGCUGAGCUUCAUUUUCCCAGCAUCCAGCCAUCAGAUGCCGGAGUCUACAUUUGUACCUGCCGUAACCUCCAGCAUGCCAACACCAGCCGGGCAGAGCUGCUGGUCACUGAGGCUCCCAGCAAGCCCAUCACUGUGACAGUGGAGGGACAGCAGAGCCAGAGUGUGCAACCUGGAGUCGACGUCACCUUCAUCUGCACAGCCAAGAGCAAGUCCCCUGCCUACACCCUGGUGUGGACCCGUCAGCACAAUGGGAGGUUGCCCUCUCGUGCCAUGGAUUUCAACGGCAUCCUGACCAUCCGCAACGUACAACCCACUGAUGCAGGCACCUAUGUGUGCACCGGCUCCAACAUGUUUGCCAUGGACCAGGGCACAGCCACGCUGCAUGUGCAAGCCUCCGGUCACCCCUCUUCCCCCGGCCUGCCCAGCUCUGCCAUCUCCAUCCACCCGCCACAGCUCACAGUGCAGCCUGGACAGACAGCCGAGUUCCGCUGCAGUGCUCAUGGGAACCCAGCGGCCAACCUGCAGUGGUCAGGGCCUAGAGGCCAGCUCCCACAGAAGGCACGAGUCCAUGGUGGCAUCCUCCUCCUGCCAGCUGUGGAGCCUUCAGAUCAGGGCCAGUACCUGUGUCAGCUCCAUGGCAGCUCCGGGCAGCACGCAGCCAGGGCUAUGCUCCAUGUGCAAGGGGGCAAUGGGCCAAGAGUCCAGGUGAGCCCAGAGAGGACCCAAGUCCAUGAAGGUCGCACGGUUAGACUGUACUGCAGGGCUGCUGGUGUGCCCAGUGCUACCAUCACCUGGAGAAAGGAAGGAGGAAGCCUCCCUCCACAGGCACGGUCUGAGCGCACAGACAUCGCCACACUGCUUAUCCCUGCCAUCACCACCAGUGAUUCUGGCUUCUACCUCUGCGUGGCCACUAGCCCCACAGGCACCGCCCAGGCCAGAAUACAAGUGGUGGUCCUUCCAGCCUCAGGAGCCAGCACCCCUCCAGUACGGAUUGAGUCCUCGUCACCUGCAGUGGCAGAAGGACAGACACUGGACCUCAGCUGUGUGGUAACAGGGCUGACUCAGAUCGAGAUCUCAUGGUACAAGCGAGGGGGCAACCUGCCUCCCCACACGCAGGUCCAUGGUGCCCGGCUACGGCUCCCCCAGGUGUCAGCAGCAGAUUCUGGAGAAUAUGUGUGCCGAGUGGAGACGGCAUCAGGACCCAAGGAAGCCUCCAUCGUCAUCUCUGUUCCCCAUGAUCCCCAGUCAGGCUCUAGCUCCAGGCCAGGUCAAGAGUCAGUUCCUGCUGGAGCCCCAGCUCCUGGCAGCUCUCCACCCAUCCGCAUCGAGUCCUCCUCCUCCCACGUGGCUGAAGGGCAGACCCUGGAUCUGAACUGUGUGGUGCCUGGGCAGGCCCAUGCCCAGGUCACGUGGCACAGGCGUGGGGGCAGCCUCCCUGUCCGACACCAGACUCACGGCUCCAUACUGCGGCUGUACCAGGUGUCCCCAGCUGACUCGGGCGAGUACAUGUGCCGUGUGGUCCUUGGCUCAGGGCCCCUGGAAGCUUCUGUCCUGGUCACCAUUGAGGCCUCUGGGUCCAGGCCUGGGUCCAGGCCUGGGUCUAUCCCUGCCCCUGGACCCGCCACACCAGUCAGAAUUGAGUCCUCCUCCCCUACUGUGGCUGAGGGGCACACCCUGGACCUCCACUGUGUGGUGGCUGGGCAAACCCAUGCCCAGGUCACGUGGUAUAGGCGUGGAGGCAGUCUCCCUGCCCGGCACCAGGUUCGAGGCUCCCGCCUGUACAUCUUCCAAGCAUCCCCUGCAGAUGCGGGCGAGUAUGUGUGCCGGGCCAGCGAUGGCAUGGAGGCCUCCAUCACUGUCACUGUCACCAGAUCCCAGGGUGCCAACUUUGCUUAUUCUCCUGGUAGCAACCAGCCCAUCCGAAUUGAGUCCUCCUCCUCCCAUGUUGCUGAAGGACAGACCCUGGAUCUCAACUGCGUGGUGCCUGGGCAGGCCCAUGUCCAGGUCACAUGGCACAGGCGUGGGGGCAGCCUCCCUGCUCGUCACCAGACCCACGGCUCCCUGCUGAGACUCAACCAGGUGACGCCAGCUGACUCUGGCCAGUAUGUGUGCCAAGUGGUGGGUGGCUCAGUGCCUCUGGAGGCCACUGUCCUUGUCACCAUUGAGCCUGCAAGCUCAGUGCCAGCGCUGGGAGUAACCCCCCCAGUCCGGAUCGAGUCUUCCUCCUCACACUUGACCGAAGGGCAGACCCUGGACCUCAACUGCCUGGUGUCUGGCCAGGCUCAUGCCCAGGUCACAUGGCACAAACGCAGGGGCAGCCUCCCUGCCCAGCACCAGGUACAUGGCUCCAUGCUACGGCUCCCCCACCUGACCUCAGCUGACUCCGGGGAGUAUGUGUGUCGUGUGGUCAGCAGCUCGGGCACACAAGAAACUUCAGUCCUCAUCACUGUCCAGCCCCGCAUGGACUCCUCCCAGACCCAGAGUGUGGUGUACCCUGUCCGCAUUGAGUCCUCCUCAGCCUCCUUGGCCAGUGGCCAUACCCUGGACCUCAACUGCCUGGUGGCCAGUCAUGCCCCCCACACUAUCACCUGGUAUAAGCGUGGUGGCUCCCUACCCAGCCGGCACCAGAUCGUGGGCUCGAGGCUGAGGAUCCCCCAGGUGACGCCGGCAGACUCUGGCGAGUACGUGUGUCAUGUCAGCAAUGGGGCUGGCUCCCAAGAAACCUCCCUCAUCGUCACCAUCCAGGGAAGUGGCUCUGCCCAAGUGCCCAGCAUCUCCCCACCCAUCAGGAUCGAGUCCUCAUCCUCCACUGUGGUCGAAGGGCAGAGUUUGGAGCUGAACUGCGUAGUUGCUGGGCAGCCUCAAGCCACUAUCACGUGGUACAAGCGUGGUGGCAGCCUUCCCGCCCACCACCAGAUCCACGGCUCCCGCCUGCGACUACACCAGAUGUCCACGGCUGACUCCGGAGAAUAUGUGUGCCGUGCUAACAACAACAUCGAUGCCCAGGAGACCUCCCUCAUGGUGACAGUCUCACCCAGUGCUGGCAGACCCUCUAUGCCUGGCAGUGGCCCCCCCAUCAGAAUCGAGUCCUCAUCGUCACAUGUGGCCGAAGGGCAGACCUUGGAUCUCAGAUGUGUGGUUGCUGGACAAGCCCAUGCCCAGGUCACAUGGCACAAGCGUGGGGGCAACCUCCCCACUCACCACCAGGCCCAUGGCUCAGUGCUGCGGUUGUACCAGGUAUCCCCAGCCGACUCGGGCGAAUAUGUGUGCCGAGUGGUGAGCAGCUCUGGGUCCCUGGAGGCCUCUGUCCUGGUUACCAUUGAGGCUGCUGAUCCUGCCCCUGACACUGGCAGAAUCCCUCCCAUCCGCAUCGAGACCUCCUCCUCCCAUGUGGCUGAAGGGCAGACCCUGGAUCUGAACUGCGUGGUGCCCGGGCAGGCCCAUGCCCAGGUCACAUGGCACAGGCGUGGAGGCAGUCUCCCUGCUCACCACCAGACCCACGGUUCCCUGCUGAGGCUGAACCGGGUGUCCCCGGCUGACUCCGGAGAGUACUCGUGCAGUGUGACAGGCAGCUCAGGCACCCUGGAGGCUUCUGUCCUGGUGACAAUUGAGGCUGCCAGCCCGAGUCCUAUUCCUGCCCCAGGACUGAGCCAGCCCAUCUACAUCGAGGCUGCCUCCUCCCACGUGGCCGAAGGACAGACCCUGGACCUCAACUGUGUGGUGCCUGGGCAGGCCAAUGCCCAGGUCACAUGGCACAGGCGCGGGGGCAGCCUCCCUGCCCGGCACCAGACCCACGGCACCCGGCUGCGCAUCCACCAGGUCUCCCCCGGCGAUUCGGGCGAGUAUUUGUGCCGCGUGGCUGGCAGCUCAGGCCCCGAGCAGGAGGCCUCCUUCACAGUCACCAUCCCACCCAGCGCGGGCUCCUCCUACCGCCUCCGGAGCCCUGUCAUCUCCAUUGACCCACCCAGCAGCACGGUGCAGCAGGGCCAGGACACAAGCUUCAAGUGCCUCAUCCAUGAGGGGGCGGCACCCAUCAGCAUUGAGUGGAAGGCUCGGAACCAGGAGUUGGAGGACAAUGUCCACAUCAGCCCCAAUGGCUCUGUCAUCACCAUCGUGGGUGCGCGGCCCAGCAACCAUGGGACGUACCGCUGUGUGGCCUCCAAUGCCUAUGGCGUGGCUCAGAGCGUCGUGAGCCUCAGUGUUCAUGGACCCCCUGUGGUGUCAGUGCUUCCUGAGGGCCCUGUGCGGCUGAGAGCAGGAAAGACAAUCGCCCUGGAAUGUGCCAGUGCUGGAGAGCCCCGCUCCUCCCCCCGCUGGGCCAGAAUUGGCGCCUCUGGAAACCUAGAGCCGAAGACUUAUGGGCAUUCCAUGGACAGUCGCGCAGUGCUACAGAUCACUUCAGCUAAGCCCUCAGAUGCAGGCACCUAUGUGUGCCUUGCACAGAACACACUGGGCAUGGCACAGAAGCAGGUAGAGGUGAUCGUGGACUCGGGUGCUGUGUCCCCAGGGGCUCCGCAGGUCCAGGUGGAAGAAGUUGAGCUGACGGUGGAGGCUGGGCACACAGCCACCUUGCGCUGUUCAGCCACAGGCAGCCCCAUGCCCACCAUCCAUUGGUCCAAACUGCGCGCUCCACUGCCCUGGCAGCACCGGCUGGAAGGGAACACAUUGAUCAUCCCUCAGGUGGCCCAGCAGGACUCAGGACAGUACAUCUGCAAUGCCACUAGCCCCACAGGACAUGCCGAAGCCACCAUUGCCCUACACGUGGAAAGCCCUCCAUAUGCCACCACCAUCCCAGAGCACACAUCAGUACGGGUUGGAGAAAGUGUUCAGCUCCAGUGCCUGGCGCACGGGACGCCCCCACUGACUUUCCAAUGGAGCCGUGUAGGCAGCAGCCUGCCCCCAAGGGCCACCACCAGGAAUGAUGUGCUGCACCUGGGGCCAGUAGGUCUUGAAGAUGCCGGCCGCUACCGAUGCCAGGUCACCAACAGGGUGGGCUCUGCUGAGGCCUUCGCCCAGGUAGUCGUCCAAGGUUCCUCUAGUUCCCACCCAGUGGGGUCCACACCCACGAUUCAGGUCAUACCACAGCAAGAGACCAGGAGCAUCGGGGCCAGCGUCGAAUUCCACUGUGCUGUGCCCAGUGAUCCGGGCACCCAGCUCCGCUGGAUCAAAGAGGAGGGUCAACUGCCGCCAGGCCAUAGCGUGCAGGAUGGUGUUCUCAGAAUCCAGAAUCUGGACCUGAGCUGCCAAGGGACAUAUAUUUGCCAGGCCUCUGGCCCAUGGGGACAGGCCCAAGCCAGCGCCCAGUUGAUUGUUCAAGCCCUGCCCGCCGUACUUAUCAAUAUCCGGACUUCGGUCCACACUGUGGUGGUCGGCCAUGCUGUGGAGUUCGAGUGCCUGGCUCUGGGUGAUCCCAAGCCUCAGGUGACAUGGAGCAAAGUCGGAGGGAGCCUGCGGCCUGGCAUUGUGCAGAGCGGAGGCAUCAUCAGGAUUGCCCACGUGGAGCUGGCUGAUGCCGGGCGCUACCGCUGUACCGCCUCAAACUCAGCCGGUGCCACCCAGUCCCAUGUGCUGCUGCUGGUGCAAGCCUUGCCCCUGAUCUCCACACCCCCCGAGGUUCGUGUGCCUGCUGGUUCUGCUGCUGUCUUCCCCUGCAUGGCCUCUGGCUACCCCACACCUGUCAUCACCUGGAGCAAGCUGGAUGGUGACCUGCCCCCUGGCAGCCGCCUGGAGAACAACAUGCUGCUGCUGCCCUCAGUCCGGCCCCAGGAUGCAGGCACCUAUGUCUGCACUGCCACCAACCAUCAGGGCAAGGUCAAAGCCUUUGCUCACUUACAGGUGCCAGAGCGGGUAGUGCCCUACUUCACACAGACUCCCCGCUCCUUCCUGACACUACCCACCAUCAAGGAUGCCUACCGGAAGUUUGAAAUCAAGAUCACCUUCCGGCCCGACUCUGCCGAUGGGAUGCUGUUGUACAAUGGGCAGAAGCGAAUCCCCGGGAGCAGCAUGGCCAACAGGCAGCCUGACUUCAUCUCUUUUGGCCUUGUGGGUGGAAGGCCUGAGUUCCGAUUUGAUGCCGGUUCAGGCAUGGCCACCAUCCGCCACCCAAUCCCGCUGGCUCUGGGUCAGUUCCACACGGUGACACUACUACGGAGCCUCACACAGGGCUCCCUGAUUGUGGGCAGCCUAGCCCCUGUCAAUGGGACUUCCCAGGGCAAGUUCCAGGGCCUGGACCUGAAUGACCAGCUCUAUCUUGGGGGACAUCCUGACUACAGUGCCAUCCCCAAGGCAGGACUGAGCAGCGGCUUCGUGGGCUGUGUCCGGGAGCUGCGCAUCCAAGACGAGGAGAUCGUUUUCCAUGACCUCAACCUGACGGCACAUGGCAUCUCCCACUGCCCCACCUGCCGGGACCAGCCCUGCCAGAAUGGGGGUCAGUGCCAGGACUCUGAGAGCAGCAGUUAUGUGUGCAUCUGCCGGCCUGGCUUCACAGGGAGCCGUUGUGAGCACUCCCAGGCUCUGCACUGUCACCCAGAGGCCUGUGGACCCGAAGCCACCUGUGUGAAUCGGCCCGAUGGCCGAGGCUACACCUGCCGCUGCCACUUGGGCCGCUCAGGCAUGAAGUGUGAGGAAGGUGUGACAGUGACUACCCCAUCCAUGUCCGGCACCGGCUCUUACCUGACAAUGCCCGCCCUCACCAACACACAUCACGAGCUGCGCCUGGAUGUGGAGUUCAAGCCGCUGGCACCUAAUGGCCUCUUGCUCUUCAGUGGGGGCAAGAGUGGGCCCGUGGAGGACUUUGUGUCACUGGCCAUGGUCGGCGGCCACCUGGAGUUUCGCUAUGAGCUGGGGUCAGGGUUGGCUGUCCUCCGGAGCCCCGAGCCACUGGCCCUGGGCCGCUGGCACCGAGCAUCUGCAGAACGACUCAACAAAGAUGGCAGCCUGCGGGUGAAUGGCGGGCAUCCUGUGCUGCGCUCCUCGCCGGGCAAGAGCCUGGGACUCAACCUGCAUACUCUCCUCUACCUCGGCGGAGUAGAGCCCUCUGUGCCCCUGCCCCCUGCUACCAACAUCAGCGCCCACUUCCAAGGUUGCUUGGGGGAGGUGUCUGUGAAUGGGAAGCGCCUGGACCUCACCUACAGCUUCCUGGGCAGUCGGGGCAUCGGUCAGUGCUAUGGCAGUUCCCCAUGCGAGCGCCAGCCUUGCCAGCAUGGCGGCACAUGCAUGCCAACCGGCGAGUAUGAGUUCCAGUGCCUGUGCCAGGAUGGAUUCAAAGGAGACCUCUGUGAGCAUGAAGAGAACCCCUGCCUCCUCCCUGCACCCUGUCUACACGGGGGCACCUGCCACGGCACCCGCUGCCUCUGUCCCCCUGGCUUCUCAGGCCUACGAUGCCAGCAGGGCCCUCGGCACGGCACAGCAGAGACCGACUGGCAUCUGGAAGGCAGUGGAGGCAAUGAUGCCCCUGGGCAGUAUGCAGCCUACUUCCACGAGGAAGGUUUCCUGGCCCUCCCCAGCAGUGUCCUGUCCCGCAGCCUACCUGAGGUGCCAGAGACGAUAGAGCUGGAGGUUCGGAGCAGCACCCCCACGGGCCUCCUGCUCUGGCAGGGCGUGGAGGUGGGCGAGGCCGGCCAAGGCCAGGAUUUCAUCUCUCUUGGCCUUAAGGACGGGCAUCUGGUCUUCAGCUACCAGCUAGGCAGCGGAGAGGCGCACCUGGUUUCGGAGGAUCCCAUCAAUGACGGCGAGUGGCAUCGAGUGACGGCACUGCGAAAGGGCCGCACAGGCUCCAUCCAGGUAGACGGUGAGGAGUUGGUCACCGGCCAAUCUCCAGGCCCUCACGUGGCGGUCAACACCAAAGGCAGCUUUUACAUCGGUGGAGCCCCUGAUGUGGCCAAGCUGACAGGGGGCAGAUUCUCCUCAGGCAUCACGGGCUGCAUCAAGAACCUGGUGCUGCAUUGUGCCCGGCCCGGUGGCCCACCGCCUCAGCCCCUGGAUCUGCAACAUAGUGCCCGGGCAGGUGCUAACACCGGCCCUUGCCCCUCAUAGGCACUGCCACUCUGUGUGGACUCCCGGGCAGUGCCCAGGUCCUGUGACAUCGAGUAUAUUAUUAUUAAUAUUAUUGUCAUGAAUAUUUUGUAAGAAACUGAGGUGAUGCCAUGCUUUGCUGCUACUGCCCUGGGCUGGACUGGAGGGGCCUCUUAAAAGCCCCCAGGCAUAGCCACAGGCUGGUGGGCAGGGCAGCUGGACAGAAACAAUGCCUCAGUAGGCCACUCAGGACUUGGGGUUGGGUACUGCGUCCAAAUGGUCUCAGACAGAGUGGGACCCCCACCCCGUGGAACUACCCUCCACAUACACAGAAGUGCUGGGCAGCCCUGGAGCCUCUAAGAGUCACCCUUUGCUCCCAGCUGGGGCCUCCCUCACUCUGGAGCAGGCCAGCGUGCUCUGCGCCUCCUUUGGGACAGCUGUGUAGUGACAGACAGACACAGUGCCAGCUUGCAAGCAGCAGUCCCUACCCCAGCUGUGUCCUGGCCUCCUCCACCUCCCCAGCCGGCAGCAUCAACCACCCCCGGCAGCCUCCUCAUCCCACCAAACCAUCCUGGUGUGCACUGCCACCCCCCAGCCCAAACCCUCACAUGCCCAGAGCGCCUGCCUCAGGGCUGCAAAGGAAAUCCCUCCACCUUUUACCAGGAACUGCUACAGACAGAGCCCACACUGGGCCUUGUCCCCCCACUGAUCUGGAAGUGAAGGCCCAGGGGAUAGGGGGGCAGGUGCCGGUGAUGGUAGAAAGUGCCUUGAAUGGGGAAUGCCAGCCCAGACUUGGGACUAGGAGGGAUGUAGUGGGGGGCACAGGAGCCCUGCUCCAUCCCUGGGAGCCCGAUGGCCCAACUGGAGAUGGCACCCCUGCUCCAGUAGCCCCCAGUCUAGGGGCUCAGGACCCCUUGCCCCGUCUGCUCAAAGGGACCCUCCUAUGGUCUUUGUCUUGAUCUUUCUUAAUAAACGGUGCUAUCCCCGCC
Molecule: messenger RNA, 14426 nt
Organism: Suncus etruscus (white-toothed pygmy shrew)
Lineage: Eukaryota; Metazoa; Chordata; Mammalia; Eulipotyphla; Soricidae
Gene: HSPG2
Product: heparan sulfate proteoglycan 2
Exons: 99
Coding region: 1-13458 (4485 amino acids)
Molecular function (GO): calcium ion binding; protein binding
Source: RefSeq, a predicted model, not a curated record